AGAGGUAGUUGUUGUUUACAGAUUAAACUACCCUGGAAGAGAGACAGUGCUGUUGACAGCAGAGGAGUCUGCCUUACAACACAGUAACACAUGAUGUUACCCCCCCACAGCGGGAGGGGGGGGUCGCUCUCCAGCUCGGUUUGUGAUCCGCCAACACGCAGCGAAGAAGAAGCAGGCAGUACUAAUCAGACAGCGAAAACAUCGAUCCGCUGCUCCACAACACACCGGAGAAACUGAGGAGGGGCUCCCCGGUACCGGAAAGGGAGAACCGGCUGAGUACCGGAGGAGGAGAGGAAGUGGCUGAUUAUCGGCGGCAGGAAGCUUGGUUUAACGGUAGUUUAGUGACGUCACCAGUUUUUUAAAGGAACAUUGGAUUGGAUCACUGUGAUCCAAAUACCAAAUUUCAAGAUUACCAAAUCCUGUUUACCAGAGCCUUCAAAGGAACCAACAGUGUAGCCUACUGGCUGAGCAAAGAACAACAGCAGAACUACAACCAGAGAAGAAGAAGGGUGCUCUCAGGCUGGACAUGCUGCAGCUCCCCCUGCUGGUGACGGCACAGGUGGACGUGGUCCUGCUGUCCGUCACCCUGCUCUCCAUGUGGAGCCGCCUGAGCCACCUGAGCUACCCCAACGCUGUGGUGUUCGAUGAGGUAUAUUACGGGCAGUUUGUGUCUCUCUACAUGAAGAGGGUGUUCUUCGUCGAUGACAGCGGGCCGCCACUCGGUCACAUGAUCCUCGCCCUCGGAGCGUACCUCGGAGGCUUCGAUGGAAACUUUGUGUGGAACAGAAUCGGAGCAGAGUACCACAGCAGUGUGUGUGUGUGUUUCCUGCGGCUGUGUCCGGCUGUGUGUGGGGCUCUCUGUGUUCCUCUGGUCUACCUGCUCACUCUGGAGCUCCACUUUUCUCACCUGUCAGCUCUAGGAGCUGCACUGCUGCUGCUGCUAGAGAACUCUCUGAUCGUGCAGUCCCGCUUCAUGCUGCUGGAGUCUGUCCUUAUCUUCUUCGUCCUGCUGGCCUUCUUCUCCUACCUGAGGUUCCACAACAACACCCACAGCUGGUUCAGGUUCUGCUGGCUCCUCCUCUCCGGAGCUUCCUGUGCUGCAGCCGUGGGGGUGAAGUAUAUGGGGGUGUUCUCCUACCUGCUGCUGCUGGGCGUGGCCUUGCUACACACCUGGGACCUGAUUGGAGAUCGGACCAUCAGUCAUCUUAGUGUGUGUGUGCAGUGUGUGUGUCGUGCUGUGUGUCUGGUGGUGGUUCCUGUUCUUCUCUAUGUGUUCUGGUUCUACAUCCACCUGACGCUCCUGCACCGCAGCGGACCACAUGACCAACUGAUGAGCUCUGCCUUCCAGGCCAGUCUGGAGGGCGGUCUCUCUAGGAUCACAAAGGGUCAGCCUCUCGAAGUGGCUUAUGGUAGUCAGGUGACUUUAAGAAGCUCCGCCUCCCAGCAAAUCCCCUGCUGGCUCCACUCACAUAAAGCCAACUACCCAAUCAGGUAUGAGAGUGGGCGGGGCAGCUCUCACCAGCAGCAGGUCACAUGUUACCCUUUCAAAGACGUCAACAACUGGUGGAUCAUCAAGGAGCCUGGCAGACAGCAGCUGGUGGUCAGUAGUCCUCCUCGCCCUAUCCGUCACGGUGAUGUCAUCCAGCUGGUUCAUGGGAUGACGUCACGCUUCCUCAACAGUCAUGAUGUUGCAGCUCCCAUGAGCCCUCACUCUCAGGAGGUGUCGGGGUACAUCGACUUCAAUGUGUCCAUGCCGGCACAGAACCUGUGGAGAGUGGAAGUCUCUAACAGGGAGGCGGAGUCAGAGUCCUGGAAGACGAUCCUGUCUGAGGUCCGAUUGGUCCACGUCAACACCUCAGCUGUCCUCAAGCUGAGUGGUGCUUCUCUUCCAGAUUGGGGUUUCCGUCAGCUGGAGGUUGUGGCAGAGAAACUGUUCAAAGCGCACAGCAGCAGCCUGGGCUGGACAGUCGAGGAGCAUCGCUAUGGAACCAGUCAGGAGCAGAAGGAGCGGGAGGCGGAGCUUCACUCUCCCACGCACAUCGACGUGGACAGGAAGAUUUCCUUCUGGGCGAAGUUUCUGGAGCUUCAGUGGAAGAUGCUGAUGGUGAAACAGGAAGACUCGGAGCACAAAUACAGCUCCGCCCCCCUCGAGUGGAUCACCAUGGAAACCAACAUCGCAUACUGGCUGCACCCCUCCACCAAUGCUCAGAUUCACCUGAUUGGUAACCCGGUGUCAUGGAGCGUGGCCAGCCUCACCCUGCUGGCCUAUCAGCUGCUGGCAGCCGUCUACCUGCUGAGGAGGAGGCGGGGCUUCAAAGAUCUGACUGACUCUGUGUGGGCUCGGUUUGUGUGUCUGGGCUGUGUGUGUGUCGGAGGUUUUCUGGUGAACUUCAUCCCCUUCCUGCUGAUGGAGAAGACUCUCUUCCUGUAUCACUUCCUGCCCGCCCUCUGCUACCUGCUGCUGCUCUGCCCCCCCCUGCUGGAGCACACACAUACAUACCUGCUCAGGAGUGGGACACACAGGCGGGCUCUGUGUGUGUGUGUCUCGGCCGUGCUGCUCUCGGUCUUCCUGGCGUUCCGGACCUUCUGCCCUUUGACCUACGGCAGCCCCGAGCUCUCGGCCAAUCAGCUGCAGGCUCUCAGGUGGAGGGGCUCAUGGGACAUCCUGUACCGCCGCCGCUAGCCGGGCCCUGAACGCCUCCUCAAGGCACGAUGGAGCACUUCAUCUCUUGAGGUCCUUAUGGAGGCAUAGCUUUAGUCCUCCUGAGGGGGGUGCAGACGUUUGAUAUGAAAUGUGUUCCUGCAAACAGAGAAUGAGAAUAAAGAGCUUUAAAAGACCCGCUGCUGGAGGGAUGGGGGGGGGGCUUGUUAUCAACUCAGUAACUCAGGGUCUAAAGUAAAAGCCUAAAUCAGAAACAUUUGUCUUUAAAUGCGCAGUAAUACUUGAUCCACUCGGAGGAGCUCUGGUGCUAAAGAUCUUUAUUUGAUUUUACCGGUUUAAGAAUAUUGAUCCACAAAAAACAUUUCAGAUAAAUGUAUAAUCUGAUUCACACGUUCACUGUUUUCUACACUAAACUCAGGUACUGUAUAUGUUCUUAAUUAAAAAAAACAAAGAAAAAG
This is a messenger RNA of Eleginops maclovinus (Patagonian blennie), 3120 nucleotides long. It is a transcript of the gene pomt1, whose product is annotated as protein-O-mannosyltransferase 1. Gene Ontology annotation, biological process: protein O-linked glycosylation via mannose. NCBI's taxonomy places the organism in Eukaryota, Metazoa, Chordata, Actinopteri, Perciformes, Eleginopidae. The record is from RefSeq and is a predicted model, not a curated record. Gene Ontology annotation, molecular function: dolichyl-phosphate-mannose-protein mannosyltransferase activity. The coding region runs from base 527 to 2683 and encodes 718 amino acids. The transcript has 21 exons. Gene Ontology annotation, cellular component: membrane; endoplasmic reticulum.